AUGCGGCCCCUGCUCUGCGCGCUUGCCGGGCUCGCCCUGCUCCGCGCCCCGGGCGUCUUCGCCGCUGAUGAACCCUUCAUCCCCUCCCAAGGAGACUCAGCUCAGAGCACAGGGUGUGACAGAUACAUGGCUGUCCACAGUCGGCUGGACGUCAUAGAGGAGACGGUGGAGAAGACGGUGGAGCACCUGGAGGCAGAAGUCAAAGGCCUGCUGGGUCAGCUGGAGGAGCUGGCCUGGAACUUGCCCCCGGGGCCCUUCAGCCCGAUCCCCGACCUCCUCGGAGACGGAGAUGAUCGCUUUUGA
Messenger RNA from Rangifer tarandus platyrhynchus (Svalbard reindeer), 303 nucleotides. The record is from the annotation of a GenBank genome assembly. Lineage: Eukaryota; Metazoa; Chordata; Mammalia; Artiodactyla; Cervidae.